Molecule: messenger RNA, 603 nt
Organism: Auanema sp. JU1783
Lineage: Eukaryota; Metazoa; Nematoda; Chromadorea; Rhabditida; Rhabditidae
Source: the annotation of a GenBank genome assembly
AUGUUGAGAACUGAGCCUGUGCCAUGUUUGCGAUGUCGUACUGCUGGUGGAUCACCUCCUGGAUCUGUUCCACUAUCUCUUCAUAAAGUAUCUUCUAUUAAUCGCUCUUGUGCUGGAACAAAUGCUCCAGGAAGCCGUGGAGACUCAUCACUCGAAUUGGAAGCAAUAGCUGCUGUUAAUGAGUUCAGCUAUGCAGUUCAGUCCAUUAGCGUUUCUGAGAUGUUACCCAGAACUCCAGAUCUUAUUUUUGUGAACGUGACGACGCUCGAAGUUCAACCCUACUGUCUGGAACUCACAUUAAAAGGUUGGAGAAUAGCUUCUCUAAGGACAGAUUGCAUGAUUGGUGACUUUACACGUUUGGAAAUGUUCACCAAGUAUUAUGACUCCUUAUAUACACUUAUGGAUGAUAUAUCGCCUGGGUAUCGUGAGCGAUUCGGAGAAACAUUGGCACGUCGUCUGCAACAACUUGAGGAUGAUGAUUCCAUUAAUAACUCGCCAUCAUUGAGUUCAAGUCAGAAUUCUCUGUCAUCAACUGAUUCUCUUCCAAUCAUAACUCCAGCCAGUACUCCAGCAGUUGAAAGAGAAAGGCCGAUCUGGUCAUAG